AAGUCGAUACUACCGGAUAUUUGUUUCUACGUCAAAAAAGUUCCUAAAUAAAUAAUAUGUAAAUUUUCCUAAUAUUUUGCUAAUUUAUAUAGUAACUGUAAGUUGAAAUCGCAUUACGAGAAUAAUAGACAGGAAAUGAUUAUCAUCGUGAAUAUGUACGUGUACUGCCAGUGCAUCACGACUGGUACAUCAAAGACCGAGAUCUUGUUAGGGAAUGUCAUGUAUGGCAGAGUUGAGAGGGAAAUUAGAUAGGGUCAAGUGGAAUGAACGACAUGUGAAGUCGCAGAUAAGAGAAAUUUCAACAGUUUCUAAUAAAGAUUUUAAGUCUGAAAACGCUUCAUUAUGUGAGGCAGAAUAUAGGGUACCUACUAAAAAGUUUAGAAGUACUUUUGGACCCUCUAUGAGUGCAGCCGACAUUCCUGAAAUAUCUGAACUACCAAAUACCAAGAACAUAUGUAACAAUGAUGUUGCCUCGGGUCCUGUGGAUCCAGAAUCAAACUGUGCUAUUUGCCACAGCAAUCUUGAGGAUAAGUCGGUCACUAGCACCUGUCCUCAUACCUUCUGUUUUGACUGUUCUGCGAAAAGAUAUAAACUCAAAGCGGAAUGCCCAUUGUGUAAGCAGUCAUUUCAAAGUAUGAUUCCUAAUAUACAAUCGUACGACGAUUAUGAGCAGAAUCAUAUCGAAAGUCAAGAAAAUGAAGCCUCUUGUGAUACAACAAUCCGAAACUCUUCAGUCGCAAUACACCAAGAUAUUUUCAGUUGCCAGAGUUUUGGUGACAUCGAACGAUGCCCUACUGCACUACCUAGAAGGCUGACUGAGAGUCAAGUCUCCACACAACAGAACUGGCGCCGACAUCAGAGUGAUUCCCGGGAACUGAAAUCCAGUAUAGACAAAAAUGGCACAAAAAUCAAGGAAGUGGCAGAAGCUGACUACAAACAGAGAGAUAUCACUCCAGCAUUUUUCUCUGCAAAUCUUGCAGCCACCUACAGACUAAUCCCUUGGCUAGAAAGAGAGCUUAAUGCUCUAGUGACGAAUCAUGUCCAGUUGUUAGUCUUACGCAUAACAGACGUCAUCAAACAACAUGAUAUCCUCAGUCAGGAAUUUUAUCAGUACAUUUACCCGUUUUUUGGUAAAGACACCCGGCAGUUUAUGGAAAGGUUCUAUAAGUUUGCGAGGUGUCCAUUUUCAAAGACAAUAUAUGACACCAUAUAUGAACAGGAAGCGCAGUCUCUGUCUGAGAGUGAAACAAGUACUGCAUCCAGUGAAGAUGAUAGUGAUGCAUUGGCAGAAAAUGUCAAAGCGGAAUCACCUAGAAUGGUCAGUCUUCAAGAUGCUGAACAUACUGGUUCUAUUACUCAAGAUGAAUCUCAUACAAGCCAAUCUGAAUGUAAUAUAGAUCAGAUGACCGAUUCUGCCCCAAACCGUUCUUUCAAUGGUGCUAGAAUUGACAGAGUUUGUCCAGAACAAUGUCCAUUAUUGAUUUCUUCUAAUAAAUCGCCUGAAAAACAUAAUAAUCCACAUAAAAGAGAAAAUGCCCUGAAGACUAGAGAGAAGGACAAACCGGAUACAAAACGAUUUCGAUGCGAAUCAUAUUCCUCAGAUGAAAACGUUAGCAGUACGUUCUCAACGAAGCAAACACAACCUCAUUAUAACAGAGGCAUCAAUGAAAGACACGCGUCAUGGCCACACUCGAGUUCACCUUACUACAGUCACAAACAGAGUGAUUGUUGCUCAGGAAGGACAGAAUCUGAAACUGAAGAAAAUUGUCAGACAAAUAAACAAAAGAAAUUUAAAAGCGAGAAUGGUACCAAUCGCCUCGAGAAGACGUCUGAUACACAAACGGACAGGAACAAACAAUCAAAUGAUGACGAGAGUGUAUCAUACCAGUCUGCCCUGGCUGUAUCAGACUUCGGUAAACAUGGACACGAUAAAAAGGUAACAUGUUCAAACUAUUAUGCAACACGAGGAAACGAUGAUCCAACUAAAGUGGCGAUUCUCAGUCAUCCUAGUGUUGUUGCAGAGAACCGCAGUGUUCCAGGGACAUCGUCCAGUGGUAGUUUCUCUUGUUUGAGCAAAUUACAUGCUCCCAUGCACAGGACUGUCGUGGAUGGCAUUUCGUCCACACUGCCUGCCAGAAAUAAUGGAGACCCUUUACCGGGCGGCACUAAGGACAUACCAUACAUCACUGAAUCUGAUAGUGACAGUGAAAUACGUGUAGACGAGUACAGUGACAGCGAUAUGGAGAUAUCAGCUAUAGAAAUCUCGACGAGGCAUUCCCGAAAUUCAGCGUUUGGUUUCGGAUCUGAAUCCGGAGAACCUCAUCGUGCAACAUUUUGUGAAGAGAAUAAUGAUGAUAGCGAAGAGUCUUCAAAAGAUUCUUGGAGUACUUCUACGAAAGAUCCAAAUACACGCGGUUCAUCAAACAUCGAAAACCUACUGUGCAUGCAUUUCUGUGGUUUAACAUUGGCAUGAUGCAGGAUGAAAAAAAACAAAAUGGCUACUUUUAUGUUGAUAGAGAAUAUAAAUAUUUAUAAUUUUCAUUUCAUUUUAAUUCGUUUUCGUGCUUAUACCCAAUUAAGGUUCAAGCAAAAUAGUCUGGACAAAAACCUCGGCUAUCUGGUUUGUCUGUCUGUCCAGAACAGGGGUUAAUAGUUAGUUAUUCACUUCAUUCAUUCAUGUGUUAAUAUGUUCGUGCUUACAUCUAAAUAAGGUUCAAUCACGCUCUGUUGGGCAUAUACCUAACCCAUCUGGACUGUCUGUCCAGGACAGGGGGUUUGUAGUUAGUUAUUAGUGGUUAGUGAGAAAGAGGUCGGUGUAGUGGCCUUACACAUACCGACUGAGUUGUUAAACACGCUCUUGGUGGGAGCCGGUACCGGGAGGCGAACCCAGUACCUACCAGGCUUAUGUCCGAUGACUUCACCACUACACCAUCGAUACUGGUCUCUAGUGGUUAGUAGUUCAAUCAAUGUAAAACAAUCAUAAAUUAUAUUUUAGUGCAAAGUGAACAGUUUUAAUGAUGUGCAUAAUUUGAUUUACAUUUUUUUAAAUGUAUUUUAUAUUAUAAAGGUAUUUUAUUCAAUUAGUAAGAAUAAAAGUAUGGCUAAAAUUAA
Molecule: messenger RNA, 3111 nt
Organism: Gigantopelta aegis
Lineage: Eukaryota; Metazoa; Mollusca; Gastropoda; Neomphalida; Peltospiridae
Product: E3 ubiquitin-protein ligase Topors-like
Exons: 3
Coding region: 215-2473 (752 amino acids)
Biological process (GO): protein monoubiquitination; protein polyubiquitination
Molecular function (GO): ubiquitin protein ligase activity
Source: RefSeq, a predicted model, not a curated record